GUUGCUUAGUUGAGUAUGGUUGACGCGUCUGUUUGUGAGCCAUCAAGGUACCGCAGGGAACUUUGCUACUGGUGUUUAUUCCAUCAACACGUUAGGCAGCUGCGGCCUUCCUUCCCUUCGUUCUCUUCCUCAAAAAUACCUUGUCCAAUUCCCAUUACUACAGAUAUUGUUAAGGUUCACCAGCAAACCUUUUAGAGUUAUCUCUUCAGCUCCCGUGUAGCACUCAUCAUCAUGGCGAGGGAUUUCAGGCGGGAUUGGGAAUCCCUCUUGCGAGCAAUUCGCAAAAACAAUUUUCAUAUCCGCGACGAUACAAUCCAUGCUGGCAUUCUCUGGGCAACGGAAAGGGUCAUGCUUCAGUUCGGUUGGGUCACAAUUAUUUCCACGGAGAGAUACUGCUGGGAAGUCCUCGUUAAAAGGGGCUUUUUGGGAUGCUGGUUUAUGUCCAUCUAUGCAGAUCCCUGAUGGAUCAUCAGGUGCUGAUGCUCGUGAUAUCUGGAGCAGAAUUGGUGUUAAGUGCAACCCGGAGAUCCUUUGUUACAACGCAUUGAUUACGCACGUUGCAAACCAGGGUCAUCCUGUAUCCAGCGCUCUGUGGUUGCCUCGUCGUGAAGACAUCGCCACGUAUACAACCUCAGCCAUCGGUAGUACACGGCCCUAUUCUCACACUUUUGGUCAGUCUGAGAGUACAGGCACUCAGCUAACUUCAAACGCGAGCUUCUCUUAUGAUAGAAACCAGGCCAUGGCUCCGCUUGAAGGAUCGCUCAACAAUACUCAAUUAUAUUCGACGAAGGCAAACGACGGCAAGGACAACCUGGCAGCAAAUUCGGCGCCGACAAUAUCCCUUCCUACCAACUAUGAGCCAGAGAGGCCUCCUCGAGACUUCCAUCUAGCGCUGGCCCCGUUCCUCAACGAAGGCUACGAUGCAUGGGAGGUACCAAUCUACGUCGAUCCGAAGGUAUGGGCGUCCAUGAGCGCCCCGAACAAACCGAAUACAUGCGGGUCCUGUAUUCCCAAGGCAGGGUCGGUGGUGGGCGCUGUAUUCAAGGUAGCACAGAGCGCAUCGGGUACCAACCGACUUCGCAUCCUGGUCUUGGGCAGGACACCCGAGGCCAAGCUGUCGCAGAAGGACUGCGAGAUAGAGUGGAAUGCAUCGCGUCUCCGAGGGUUUUUGAUGCUGUGCCAGUGGAUUACGGCAGAGGAUCAAGACUUGAUGAUGUUCGCGCGAAAGUUCAGGACCGAGCGUAUGAAGGAGUGUGCCGAGGCCGAUAAGGUUCGUGCGGGAAAGAUGUAUCUCGCCUUACUCCCAGUGCGCGUGUCCAAGCCGACACAAUACAACACCGAGUGGACGGAGGUACAGCCACGCAAGACACGAGGUUCUAAGCAGGAGCAGGUUUCCAGCAGUACUCAAACCUUAUUCGGGGAAAGUGGAAAUGCACAGGCAUAUGACGGUGUGAAUGACUGUCGGCAACAGCGACAGCUGACUUUCCACAAGGCAAAGACGUUUGGCAGAAGUCAGUGGAAAUGAAUCAACCCGUGUUGAGCGGGAGAGAAUGGAGGGCUGGAGGAUUGAAGAAUUU
Molecule: messenger RNA, 1577 nt
Organism: Truncatella angustata
Lineage: Eukaryota; Fungi; Ascomycota; Sordariomycetes; Amphisphaeriales; Sporocadaceae
Exons: 2
Coding region: 317-1525 (402 amino acids)
Source: RefSeq, a predicted model, not a curated record